Arthroderma uncinatum is the source of this 738-nucleotide messenger RNA. RefSeq lists its product as uncharacterized. Bases 1 to 738 code for a protein of 245 amino acids. The record is from RefSeq and is a predicted model, not a curated record. Gene Ontology annotation, cellular component: nucleus; cytoplasm. The transcript is spliced from 2 exons. Lineage: Eukaryota; Fungi; Ascomycota; Eurotiomycetes; Onygenales; Arthrodermataceae.
AUGACAAGCCCUCAGCAUCCGCCGCUGAGCUACGAGGCGUCUGCCACUACCACACAUCCCUACUUUGCAACCUGUCUCCCACAGGAAGUCGUCUCCUGCCUCAAGAACUCUAGAUUCCUCCACCUGGCAACCUGCGAUGGCCUCAAUCCCCACAUCUCCCUGAUGAGCUAUACAUAUCUCCCCUCCACGCCGUUCAACCCCACUCCGACCAUAAUCAUGACCACCAACCCAUCCUCCAAGAAGACACUCAACCUCCGCUCUAACCCGCGUGUUUCCCUCCUCGUGCACGACUGGGUCUCCCACAGGCCUCCUACCCGGGCUCGUGACGCAGGACGAGAAGGCUCACCUCCCCCCGCAGCCACACAGUCCAGUCUCGCGGCGUUACUGCUGAAUAUCAACACCAGCGCCAUGAGCAGCAUCAGUACCACGAUCAUUGGCGAGGCGCGGGUGCUAGAUUCAGGUAGCGAAGAGGAGAAGUGGUGCAGGGAAAGGCAUCUGGAGAAUAACACGUUCAUAGCGGACGAGGUGGGUCUCGGUGCGUUCAGUGGUGGCGACCAGGCACGGCAGGAAGGAGAAGGCGAGGAGAGACGGCCUUCCAUCAUCGAUGACGAUGUGAAUGUUGUGGUUGUUGCCGUCAAGGAAGGCAGGAUUGCCGACUUGAAGGGUGGAGUGAGGGAUUGGGCGGUCGUUUCGGAGGGGGAAGAGCGGCAGCAACCAAAUGGCAUAUACCCGUCAUGA